Messenger RNA from Neolamprologus brichardi, 1404 nucleotides. Lineage: Eukaryota; Metazoa; Chordata; Actinopteri; Cichliformes; Cichlidae. The record is from RefSeq and is a predicted model, not a curated record.
AUGUGUGCGUUUUCACCUCGGCCACGAAGAAUAUCAACGUUUGGGGUUUCGCCUGUGUAUUUUUCUUUUCACGAAAACGGAUGUCUGGAGUAAAAUCUCAGGAAAACUGGAUGAUUACUAAGUGGAAAAAUACGUGUGGAUUUUAUUACAUAUGAUUUUGCCAAAGGACAAAGAGGCAGAAUGAUAACUUGGCCGCAUCCUCUGGUUUUCGCCGCGCUCUUCUGUUGUGUGGAGGUGAUUUUAGCUCAGAUUAAAUAUUCGACUCCAGAGGAUGUUAAAGUGGGAGCUAUUAUUGGAAAUGUUGCCAAGGAUCUGGGGCUCGAUGUCGGUACACUGAUAAGCAGGCGUUUUCGUAUUGUGUCUGGAGCCCAGGGUACGCUGUUUGAGGUAAACCCGAACAAUGGGGCGUUGUAUGUUCACGAAAAUGUGGACAGGGAACAGCUGUGUGAUAGAAAUGAUGCCUGUUUGUUAGAUCUAAAAAUUGUUGUUGAAAACCCCCUUGAAGUCCACUAUGUUACUGUUGAAAUAAUAGAUACUAACGACAAUAGACCCAGUUUUGCUGAGAAAGAAAAGGUAAUAGAAAUAGCAGAGACCACACUGCCAGGAGCACGAUUUCAGUUACCAGGCGCUCGUGACCGAGAUGUCGGAGUCAAUGCGGUGCAGAUUUAUAAACUCAGUCAAAACGAUCAUUUUCAUCUUGAAAUUCGAGACAGAGGGGAAGAUAAAAUCCCUUUCCUCGUACUGCAGAGAAACUUGGACAGAGAGCGGAAAACAAACCAUAGCUUGAUUUUAACCGCUAUGGAUGGGGGGACGCCGCCAAAAUCCGCAAAUCUGAGCCUUACUAUAAAGGUUCUUGAUAUCAACGAUAACAGACCAGUAUUUUCUCAAGAGGUUUAUUCCGUUACAUUGCAAGAAAAUGCCCCAUUAGACAAGACUAUAAUCAAAGUCCAAGCAACAGAUCUAGACGAGGGUAUUAACGGGGACGUCGAGUAUACUUUUGGGGGUGAUAUUACUUCCAGUGUGUUGCGACUAUUUACUUUAGACAGACUCACGGGAGAAAUUCGAGUUAUCGGAGAAAUUGAUUAUGAGACAGCCAAUGUUUACAAUUUAGAUGUCCAAGCCUCAGAUAAAGGUCAGCCGCCGAUGACGACUGAUUGUAGAAUUAUAAUAAGGAUUCAAGAUGUCAAUGACAAUAAACCAGAAAUAGAAGUGACUUCAAUAUCCAGUAUAGUCCCCGAGGACUCAAAACAGGGUACCGUGGUCGCUCUCAUUACUGUUGCAGAUGCUGAUUCUGGUUUAAAUAGCAAAGUCAUAUGUCAUCUAACAGAAAAUGUACCAUUUGAAUUAAAACCGUCAUUUAAAGAAAACAUGUACUCGUUAAUCACAUUCACUGAUAAACUAUAA